Messenger RNA from Ochlerotatus camptorhynchus, 3500 nucleotides. RefSeq names its product tetratricopeptide repeat protein 39C-like. Bases 782 to 3010 code for a protein of 742 amino acids. Gene Ontology annotation, molecular function: protein binding. The record is from RefSeq and is a predicted model, not a curated record. Gene Ontology annotation, biological process: cilium assembly. The transcript is spliced from 8 exons. NCBI's taxonomy places the organism in Eukaryota, Metazoa, Arthropoda, Insecta, Diptera, Culicidae.
CGAACGCUGCUGUUUCUUCUGCUGUUGUGUGGCCUCUAGCUAACUGGGCUCCCUGUGGUGGUGGCUGAGGUGGUUGUGGCCUGCAGUGCGUUGAAAAGCCAUUGGCUUCAAGGGAAAUGUGUUUGGCCUCUCGACGACAGCGGUUUUGGCUUUGUUGAUUGUUAAACAUGGUUGAUUUUCUGGGUGGGGAGCCAAUAUAAUUAAUUGGUUGUAUGUAAUUUCGGGAAACUACUCAGCGGCGGAAACGGAAGGUGAAAAAAUCAUUUAGCAGUUUCGCGUUAUAUUUUUAGUGCAGCAAAUGUUAUUGAAGGACAACAGUGACUUGUGGCAAUUUGAGUAGAAAACUGUGUCCGGAGCCAUCAUCACAUGAUUGGUGCGGUGCGUGUUCGGAGAAGAGCAACAUCUGCGCGUGGAGCCACGAAGAUUGUGUGAUGAGCAUUCUUUCUGUUGAGACCUCUGCUGUUGGUUGGUUUUUGUGGCUGGCAUGAGUUUUGGAACCUGCUGUGUGCGUGUUUCUGAUGAUGAUAUUGGUUGGUCGGCACGGAUAGUUUUUCUAUAGUUUACCACAUCAAUUAUGUACUCAGUCAGGUUACCGUGAAAUAGAAUAAAGCCAGAAAGAGAGAGAGAGAAAAUUUGAAAAGUGUUACAUUGUUGAACCAGCUGCCUGUGACAAAAGACAACAUCGUUCGUUAUUGUUCACGGCGUCAAGUCACGUGCACACACGCUGAGUACAUUAUUUAAUGCACGUAGCAAUAGCAACAGCAACUUCAACAACGGCUGAAUGGCGUCGUCGGCGGAGACAACUGCAGACCUACAGGACUGGGAAUAUGUCAAGCAAGGCAUCGCAUUAUGGCUCAACAAUCAACCAAAAGCGGCCGAGGAAAGUUUCAACAAUCGCGAAUCGAGCGUGCACAUCGUGGCGGGACAUACAUUCAUAUCGUUCAUGAAUGCCGUCAUAUCGUGGGAAACGGAAAAAAUGAACGAAGCCCAAAGUUUGCUAAGGGAGUUGGAAAAGAAGUGUGCUGGUGACAUUGGCUGGCUGAAGACCAUGCGUACGAAGUUGUUCGGUAGCUACGAGCCUCGAAAGUCGCUCGCCGAUGCACUAGAAGAGCAAAUCAUCUUGGCAGACACCCAACUGUGCUUGGCCAUUCUGGUGUCCCUGAGCCAGGACAUCGGUGGAUUUGUCAAGGGCGGUUGGCUGCUACGAAAAGCGUGGAAAGUGUACCAACACACCUAUAGUCAAAUCUAUCAGCUGUACAGCAAAACACUCUCUUGUGACAAUAUACCGCAAGCGCCAUUGAAACACCAAUUGCAGAGUUCAAUACUGGAAUUGGGGACGCCAUCGUCCGUCGAUUGGACGGUGCCCAACUCGGUGCUUCAAACACCCAAUGCUAUCGAUGAUAAACAAAUUCACCUCACCAUCAACGGCCGCCCAUCUACGGAAGACCUUCGGCGGGAGUUAUCCAAAUCACGCACACAAUUUUUUACGCAAACAAAUGAGCUGGCCACCGGUGGUGAGACCAGUAGUAGCACAAGUACAACCACCGGAAGUUGUGGUAGUGUGAAAAGAAGCUUUACGACUCAGUUCGAAGGAGUUGACCUGACGGCGAACAGCGGAAAUGGCAGUAGUAUUACACCACAAAGUGCCUCAAAUGUUUCCAGUAGCAAUGAAUCCAUUACGGAACCGGUUGAACAAGCCGUAAGCCGUGAAGCCCUAAGGUUGGAUAUUGGAGGCGUGAAUUCGAGGCGACGUUCGCGCAAUGGUCUGAACGGGCUAAAAACGGUUAGACCACCUCCGGAACCGGCAAUUAAUGACAUAACACAAGGAACCACAGCAGAUGAUAACAGGCAAAUCGCUCCGGAAGACGUUCGUCGGCUGAUGGGUGCCGUUAGCUUCGGUUAUGGCGUAUUCCAAUUGAGCAUUUCCCUACUGCCACCGAGCUUGCUGAAAUUGAUCAGCUUUCUUGGAUUCGAAGGCGAUAGGACUAUGGGCGUUGCUUGUUUGAUGCAUUCGAGAACCAGUGGAGACAUGAGGGCACCCCUAUCGACGUUGGCGUUGCUCUGGUACUACACCAUCGUGACGCCAUUCUUCGCCCUGGAUGGGUCCAACUUGAAGUUUGAGAUUUGCUCCGCACAGGAGUUGAUAGAGGAAUCAAGCGAGUUUGCCAAGUCAUCACUGUUUCUGUUUUUCCGCGGACGGGUCGAAAGGUUGAAGUCCAACAUCAAGGAAGCCAUCCUGGCAUAUGAGUUUGCCUAUCGAUCGUCGGCUCAACGAGAAAUCAAGCUACUGUGCUUGCAUGAAAUCGGAUGGUGCAGACUGAUUCAGUUAGACUACGGUACAGCGAUGAACAAUUUCAAAGACUUACGACGAUGCAGCCAAUUUUCCAAGAGCUUUUACGCCUACCUGACGGUCAUAUGUCAGGGAUCGCAUGGCUACUUUGACGAACUGAUCAAGUGGCGAUCGGAAAUCUCUGAGCUACUCAGUCGAUCCAGCCAGAAAGAGUCACAGAUAGAGAAGUACAUCCUUCGGAGGUGCCAAAAAUUGCCGAAAGGCGAAACGGAACAGGAAAAGUUCGAUUGCAGCUAUUGGAGACUGUUAGUGUAUGAGAUGCUGUUUAUGUGGAAUGCUUUGAGUAGUUGCAGCGAACUGUCCCUGAUGGCGAUAAUAGAGGAUUGCAGCAAAUCGAACGAAGAGCUGAAUGAACCCUCGCUGGGCCUGGGACGUCUCAUUUUGGGUGCGAGUUUGGUUUCUGUGAAACGCUACGAAGAAGCAAUCGAUGCCUAUCGAACGUGUAUCGCGAUGCGAGAAGGCGAACAGCUACAGCAGGAUGUGCACAUUUCCGCUUUCGCCCAUUACGAACUAGCAAUGUUGUUGCUCCGACAGCAGCAAAGUGAGGCAAAAACGGAGGCCAAACAGUUGCUUCUACACGUGCAACAAAACUACCGGAGUUUUGAUUUCGAUAAUCGCAUUAACGUCCGAAUACAUUCGAUUCUGCGGAAGCUUAAUUGAGGAUGAGACACGCUUAGCAGCUCAUUAUGCGGGGUUUAUUUGCUUGUUUAUUAUACAGAGAAUGGGAUUAAAUGCUGGGUGGAAAAUUAAACAUUGAUACUCAUUGAAUGAUAAAAACAAAACUGUGAAGCUUAUACGACUUGUACUAUCCUUGUCGUAUUUAACCAAUGUAUCAAUUUAUGUUGUAAAAGUAAAAUGAUUAAUCCAUUAGUUUUCACGUGAUUCAUUGGUGCCUUAUUUGACUGGAAAAUAACCAUUCGAUCGUAGCUGUAUUUUAUUCGGGAAGCACCCGUUAACACAUUCGGCAAUACCUAACCAUCCUAGUAUGCAAGUAUGCAGAGCAGUUUAAAUACAAACGAAAACAAAGCGAUCGUGGUUUCGUAUAAAUGUAAAAUUUGUAUGGUUUAACUAUAUUGUUACACACUGGAACAAACAAAGACAAAUAAGAAGCAAAAUGAUACACGUUCAAUAAUGUGAUAAUAUGAAUUGA